Molecule: messenger RNA, 3176 nt
Organism: Salvelinus namaycush (lake trout)
Lineage: Eukaryota; Metazoa; Chordata; Actinopteri; Salmoniformes; Salmonidae
Exons: 9
Coding region: 396-2609 (737 amino acids)
Source: RefSeq, a predicted model, not a curated record
GUUGGAAUGUGUCCUGUCCAAUGAGAACAGAAGUGAUAUUUUUGAUUCUCAACGGGUUGGCUACAUUGCAAGUCUGCUACGGGCCACUGACAAGGACAAUCUGAACCUCACUGCCAAUGAUCUCUGGGGUCACGAACAUGUUUCUGCUUUGAAGCAUAAAGUACAGAAUCUGCCACCUGGCUCUGUGGAGCAAAGAAGUACCCAAGAGACACCAGCAGUGUCAAUUAGUCCCAUUCCACCGAUGUCAGGCCUAUUGAUGCUAAGUUAAGCAACUAAUUUGCAAGGAAGAUCCCAUUUAGUCUGAAAGCAGCCCAGAGAUAACCAGUCAGACAGCUCAACUGAAUUGUCCAACUAUCCACCUUGAGUGCACCGGGCCAAAUACAGACGUCUCCUGAAUGUCACUCCAUAUGGAGACUCUGCCAGACUCUAGUGUUAUAAGUGGAGAAACUUCACCUCUUAAAGACAGCUGUCAUUCAUCUACACCAUCACAGCACAGUGGUAUCAGUGGGGAGCCCAGAGCCAAGCGGUGGUCCUCUAACCCAAGAACCAUGCUCACCCCUAUUUUAAAACCCAUCCAACUGGGAUUCAAUGGGCAGAAGUCCCGUUCCCCAAUUUUGAGUCCCAUGCAUGCUUCAAAGAUUUUCAGGAUUCAAGAUGAAACUUUACCGAACUGCACCGGAGAAAGUUUUUUUGAGGACACUAUAGACUCCUGCUUUUUGCCUAUGGUGGAGCCCACCAUUCGCAGCUCUACAAUGGAUUUGUCACACACACCUCCGGAGACUUGCAUUUCUAUGAAAGAGAGUUUCACUAAACCAGAGGAUGCAAAUAAAGAUUUGCAAAGGUGCUCUAAUUUUUGUCUCAGUUUGCAGGGAAGUCCUACACCAACAGUUCUCAGGGAGACUAUAUCAAUCAAUAGCUGUUCCAGAGCUUCCCUGGAGGGCACACAUGACAUAUCUGCAUUCGAGGGCAGCAAAGAAAGUCUGCAUUCCUUAGAACAUGAGGUACAGAACCUGACCACCAAUGUUGCUGUGUCUGCUGUGGUCCAAAAAUCAAGUGUUGCCUCUUUCUGUCUCUCAAAUGCUAAUGUCACACACAUAAUUUGCCCUGAUAGUGAGAUGUCUGCGUCCUAUACGGUGCCAUUGUCCUCGUCAACAUCUGGUUCCUUGUGUGAUGACAAGAGGGUGAACAAUGGCACCUUUGAGCUUAUGGUUGAACCAACACUGGAGCCCAAAACUGAGACCAAUGAGCCCAAUGUCAUGAAUACUGCGCUGGAGUCUGUGGAGAUUAGUAGGCCAAUGAAAGACACCUUUGAAGCUUGCCCUCCUAUGAAGUUCAAUGCAACCACUGAGCAAGAGACUUAUGAUGGUACCAAACAACCUCUAAACAAUACUUUUCAAACUAACCCUCAUUUAAAUGCAACCACUGAGCCAGUGACCAUUGUUGGCAAUGCACGCCCCUCUUUUCAAACUGACCACGAACCAACAAAAGGUUCUGAAGUCGAUGUCCGUGACCAUACGGUACAGUCCCAACCAGGCCCGUCCGGGAGAGAUGGUGACCCCUUCACCUUGGAUGAUACCCUGGAGUUGGGUCCCAACUUUCUGCUCACAUCCACGCCCAUGGUUACAUCUAAGGCUUUAAGGAAACCGGAGAGACCCUCAGAUGUGUGGAAAAGGUUAUCUUCGGGCUUCCUGCCAAAACCAGCCAAACCACCUGCUGUCUCUAAACUCGCCACUUAUAGGAAGACGUUCCUUCAGCCCCCGAGUGUCACCUCCAAUCCCAAAUCACUGCUACCCCCACUGAGAUCUGUGUCCCAGCUUCCAUCACUGACUUGCCCACCAAAGACCAAGACAGCCCCUGUGGCUUCAGCCCCCUCGGAGCCAUCCUCCUCUGCCAUACCCAGCACAAGAUGCAAAACACGAGCAGAUGCCUCGGGACAUGCUGCGGUCACUGUUUCUCAGCAGGCCUCGACAGAAAGUACUUCCAGUAGUAGGCGUAGCACAAUUGCAGAAUCCAAGCUGACGAGCACUGGCCUGAGGAAACCUCAAUCCUAUGGCACUCAGAGAUCCGUAGCUAGCCUCAGGCAUCCUGCAGUAAGAGCUAUGGCAACCCACUCCACUGAAAAACCCAGCCUCUCUUCAGGUUUAAAUGGAAGGAGUCUACAAGCACCCAACCAAGGCCAGAAGCACUUGCCAACCAGCAGUGAUGCUUUUCCUGUAGCAAAGAGGAAAAAAAUAGAUGGCCCAGAUCUUUCAACUAGCAGUAAAGCUCGAGCAUGCUCUGCAGAGCCAGCCAGCGGUGCUAGGUGCUUGAAGAAGCCUGCAACCAACUUGAAGACUGUACCGGCGAAGAAGCCUGCAACCAACUUGAAGACUGUACCGGCGAAGAAGCCUGCAACCAACUUGAAGACUGUACCGGCAAAGAAACUGAUCCCUGAGUGUUCAAACUAUGUCCUACUUCAGCAAGAACUGGAGACGUGUCGUCAAGAAAAUGAGAGACUACAAGCAGAGUGUUCAAACUAUGUCCUACUUCAGCAAGAACUGGAGACGUGUCGUCAAGAAAAUGAGAGACUGCAAGCAGAGCUACGUAAUCGUGACGGGAUGGAUUUGUAAAGGAAGACACAAAAAUGGAAUGGAUUGCACAGAUACAUGGAAUAAGUAACAGAUUCAAAUGAAAUUGUUUUUUUUAAAGAUUUAAUAAAGAUUUGAUAUGCCUAUUGUUUUUUUUGGUUUAGAAGAGGACUGAGUAUACCAAACAUUAGGAACACUGUCCUAAUAUAGAGUCCCCCCCCUGUUAUGAAUGUUUUGUAUAAUGACUAAAUGAUGUAUACAUUUAAAAGUAAUGAUAGGACUGUAACUAACAGAAUUCUACCCUGUCUGAUGAAGAAUGUUUAUACAUAGGCGAAGAGGAAGUGUUAACAGACAACUUGUGACCACUGUGAAACUAACAGGAAAGAUGUCUCGUCCCCACUCAGGGAGGGGAGAAACCGUUGGGCUUGCAGUAGAUUGCUUAUCAUAUGCUACAACAUGUUACACAAUGUAGGCAUAAGAGAAGACUUGUAAAACAGCAUUGUCAUUGUCUGAGAGGGACAUUUAUGACGAAACGAGAGGUGUAUAUAAACCAAUGUACAUGAAAUGAUGGGCAGAGCUCUCGAGAAUAAACGCUAUUGGCAAAGUAGA